AUGGCCAUUUGCAAGGGGUCCGGAUUGUACAAGGCUUUUGGCAAGAAGGGCGAUUUCAUUGAUGCGCUCAAGAGCGGAGCUCGCUGGUUCGACCUCUGGAAAACGAAGGUUUGCCAGACCGUCCUGGUUGCCACUAUGCACGCAGAGUGCUCUGUGGUUCGAAUUUUGUGCAUUGAGGGCGGCCCCAAUUGCGAUGAAGAGUACAAGAGUAUUCCAGAUCUGAAAAAGGCCGUGAAAGAUGACAUGAAGAAACAGAAUGGCCGAGAGGUGGAGGUGGUAUGCGAGUGGAUGACAAUGGAGCUCUUUGAAAGAAACUUCGGUAGCCAAGCGAAGGAUGACAUUCCAGCGCAAGUGGCAGCCGACGCGCAAGUCGAAGCCGAUGAAGCCGCGGCUGCGAAAUACACCGACAUCGCCGGCGCGGCGCUCAACGGCGACCUCCCGGCCGUCCGGGGCCACCUGCGCCGCGACCGCGGCAGCCUCGACCGACUGGAUUCGUCGGACCGGUCAGCGCUGCACUGGGCAGCAGUCAACGACCACCCGGCGGUCGUGGCGUUCCUCGUGGCGAAGGGCGCCGCCGUGGACGUCCUCGGCGGCCUCGGUCGGACUCCGCUGCAUCUUGCAGCAUGGAGCGGCCACGUGGCGUGCGCCCAGCUGCUGCUGGCAGCGAAGGCCUCAGUGGACAGCAAGAACAACUUAGGCCAAACGCCUUUGGAUCUCGCAAGAGAGGAGGAUGAAACAGAAAUGGUGAGCUUGCUGAUGGGCAAGGCAUGA
Messenger RNA from Cladocopium goreaui, 771 nucleotides. The record is from the annotation of a GenBank genome assembly. NCBI's taxonomy places the organism in Eukaryota, Dinophyceae, Suessiales, Symbiodiniaceae.